Molecule: messenger RNA, 5462 nt
Organism: Archocentrus centrarchus (flier cichlid)
Lineage: Eukaryota; Metazoa; Chordata; Actinopteri; Cichliformes; Cichlidae
Gene: col25a1
Product: collagen type XXV alpha 1 chain
Exons: 38
Coding region: 339-2423 (694 amino acids)
Source: RefSeq, a predicted model, not a curated record
CCUCUGCGUGCGCACUGCCUUCUGUUUCCACGGUCUCUCUUCCUACUGUUUUGUGCAUAACAGCAGUUUCCUCUGCAGACUACUUUGCAAAGCUCCGUGCAACAAGUUUGCAGGAGCACCAGCACGCCGUCAGACAGGUUGACUUGCCUCGGCUGGAGCGGAGCUCCACUCAUCCAUCUGUCGCUGUCACCACAAAGUCACUGUACGUGAACGCUGCGUUGCAGGCGCACACACGCACACUCACUCACUCACUCACACACACAGAGCAGAGUGCCAUUAAUUCGUGACUCCGCGCCAGAUGCGGUUUGCUCUCAGCAGCGCGUGUAGUUGCUAGUUAAAUGGAGAACGCGGUGGCAAGAGGAGCAUCUAAGUGCGUGGAAAAAAUGGAGAAAGAAGUGGCGCCCCAGAAGCGACACUAUUGCCGCCCAACAGCGCUGAGCGUAUUCUCGUCUUUCUGUUCAGUGGCGUCCAUCGCCUUUUGCAUUUUCCUGAGCAUUAACGGAGCUGAUAUUAAGAACCGAGUUGUGGAUUUGGAGAGUGGGAAAGACGAGCACACCUUCACCCGUGCCUCCGGCUACUCCGUGGAUGAUUUAAAUUCACUGAUACAACAAAGAGUGGAUGAGCUGCUCUCUCAGCGCUCCUAUGAGAAUUUCGUCAGGAUUCGGACCGCCAGACAAACAUCACCUGAAUGCAACUGCCCUCCAGGGCCUCCGGGAAAGCGGGGAAGACGAGGCCGUGAUGGAGAACCUGGACCUCCUGGCCCUCCUGGUCCAAAGGGUGAAAAGGGGGAUCAAGGCGACCAGGGACCACGGGGAUUGCCUGGUCUCCCUACGCUGGCUGCUUUGCACAGCAAUCAGAUCCUGACUGUCAAGGGAGAUCAGGGGCAAGCAGGGCCACCUGGGCCCCCAGGGCCACCAGGCCCUCCUGGACCAAGAGGACCUCCGGGUGACACUGGCAAGGAUGGGCCCAGAGGUGUGACUGGUCUACCUGGUGAUCCAGGACAGCCUGGGGAAACGGGACCCAUGGGACCUCAGGGGCCGCAAGGGCUGAAGGGUUCACUCGGGCCUCCUGGCAUUCCUGGUGUUGAUGGACUGAAGGGGGAUGUUGGCAUCCCAGGACUGGACGGUGUUCCAGGAGCCAAGGGUGAAAUGGGAGAACGAGGUGAAAAGGGUGAUAUGGGUGAUGAAGGACCGAAAGGUGAACCGGGAGAGAAGGGAGAUGCAGGCUCCUCUGCAGCAGGCAUCAAGGGUGAACCCGGAGAGCCUGGAAGAAGCGGACUAAAGGGAGAGCCAGGACUUCCAGGGCUGCCUGGACUACCAGGGAUAAAGGGUGAGCCUGGAUUUCUUGGUCCCCAGGGUGAGCCAGGGCUUCCAGGACUCCCAGGAACUAAGGGUGAGAAAGGUGACCACGGCCCACCGGGGAAGGGUGAACGAGGGGAAAUCGGACCUGUUGGAGCGAAGGGUUCACAAGGAGAGGCUGGUACACCUGGCCCUAAAGGGUCAAAGGGGGAGACUGGAGAUAAAGGAGACUUGGGACCUAUUGGCCCAAGGGGCCCCCCUGGGCAGAAAGGAGAGCAAGGUGCCACUGAAAUCAUCGACUACAAUGGAAACAUUCAGGAGGCAUUACAGAAGAUUACCACUAUUACAGUUACGGGUCCUCCUGGGCCUCCUGGGCCAAUGGGACCACCAGGCAUAAAGGGGGAUCGUGGUCUGCCUGGUCUUCCUGGACUUGAUGGAGAAAGAGGAUACAAAGGCUCCAAAGGAGACAUGGGAAUGCCCGGAGCUUCAGGGGAGAAAGGAGCAACUGGUUUACCUGGCUUACCUGGUGUCAAUGGAAUGAAAGGGGAUAAAGGGGAUUCAGGAUUCCCUGGUCCUGAAGGUCCUUCUAUUAUUGGCCCUCCAGGACCUCCAGGGCCCCAUGGACCUCCAGGACCUAUGGGUCCCCAUGGCUUCCCUGGACCAAAGGGUGAACCUGGUUUGCACGGGGCAAAGGGUAUUCGAGGAGAACCGGGACACAAAGGGGACCGUGGACCAUUAGGUCUCCCUGGAGCGUCCGGCUUGGACGGCAAGCCUGGAAUUAGGGGCAUGGAUGGGCCUCCAGGUCCUGCUGGUCCAGCUGGGCCAAAGGGUGACAUUGGUGAGAAAGGAGCACCAGGUGAGCCAGGGCCAAGAGGACCUUAUGGACUACCUGGAGCUGCUGGAACACCAGGCUUGGAUGGGUUGCCAGGCUUAAAGGGAGAGAAAGGCGACGUUGGGGAAAGAGGAGAAAAGGGGGAGAAGGGAAAGAAGGGCAAAAAAGGGCCUAAGGGCGAGAAAGGAGAACAGGGUGCUCCAGGAUUAGAUGCACCCUGCCCAUUGGGCCCUGAUGGUUUACCAAUGCCUGGGUGCUGGCAGAAGGGAGUUACACCAUGGCUGGUAGCCUGAAUAUCCCCAGAAAGUAAAGCUGUUGGUUGUUGUUGCUUUAUUGUGGUGAUGCCUGCAGAGGGUGCAGUAUCAGCAGGUUUUUCACUGUUGCGCUCGUCAUCAGUGUGGUGCCCCCAAACAGCCACACGUCUCCAGGACACGAGGGAGGUGGGGGGUGGGGGACUUGGCAGGCUCACUGCACUGAAACGAAAAUGAAUCAGGCUCACACAGAUCUGAGGUCGGACAGGUGUGCUCGGGAGCCAUUCUGAGCACGAGAUUGAACUCUGCAGGAGGGUCUCCAUGAGUCUCAUCGAUCUACAUCAAGAUCAACAGGAGCAUCUCCCUCUCCUUGACGGGCAACGCCUGGUUUAUGGAGAGCGUUGAUAGACAUCAUGUUUGUUUCUUUACUAUUUUUAUCUUUUUUUCCCCUCUCAUUUUUUACACAUUGUAUUUUGUGUAUAAUAGCCUUUGGUGCCUCAAGCUUUUACUCAUUCCUUUAUCAGAAAUGUACGACUUUAUAUCACAUUUUGAAUAAUUACGAUGAGUUUUUUGUUUUGUUUUGUUCUUCUUUUUUUUUUGUUAUUGUUGUUGUUGUUUUCAGAAGGGAAAACUUUGGUAAAAAAAAACAAAAGAAAAGCUGCACUGGUUUUCAUAUACAUAUGUUUUUCCAGGAUGUUGAAACAGCAUGUAGCUUCAAGCUUCACCUGAGCAUACAUUGAGAUUCAUCUUAGUUGUACAGCCACCGAUCUAUUUGUACAAAGCACAGCCAGCAUUGUUGCAAAUAGGCUACUUUCUCAUUCUGGACUUGUUGUAUGGGAUAUUAUUUGUACAGUGUUGUCGGUUUGCUGCAUGUUCACAGUUUAUCACAUAUGGAUUUCUUAAAUGCUGAAAAGAAGCAUCGGUUUGAGGAAGCGCGACGCUUUGUUUCACGGCCUCAUCGGUGAGUUUCAUCUGAACACACGCAGUCCCUGGUUUGUCAGAUCGAGGCAGAUGAUGUUGAGUCUAGUGCUACACUGCUCUCUAACACCUUAUAUUGUCUUAAAUAUGUAGAAAACAUGUACUACAGUGCAAGGAAAGCUAAAAUUUGGCAUUUACCACAAACUGGUCACCUGCAGUCUAACUGGUGGCCAGUUGUGUCACAUUCCUCAUCAGAUGGAGCAAAAAAAAAAAAAAAUGACUGGAGCAGUAGAUUUAUGUCUCAACAUAGUUUAUACAGCCUUUCAUGUUUCCUAUCUUCACAUUGCCUUUUGACAUAGUAGGUGCUGUGUAAGGUAAUACCAUAUUUUUCUUCAACAUUAGAAAUAUGCAUGAAUCAUUUACUGUAAGCGCCGAUGUGAUGCAGCAGGAACCACCAGUGGAUCUGGAAGGAUUUCCGUCCACGCGGUUCCUGUUCAGCGUGCAGUUCAUCUCACCGUUUUAAAGACUGGAUGCACAUCAGUGAAGGUUGUUAUGGUGCUACCUGAUAAGUAGGUCAAAAGCAGUUGAUGUGCUCCAACAGUGGCAAGGACUACACGAGCAGUUUCUUUAUUGUUGUUGGAGUUUUAUGUAUGUAACAGUUUAAAGGGGUUUUUCUUUUGUGCAUAUAUUUGUGUGUUUGUCUCAGUAUUUUAAGGGGUACAUUAUUUAUUUUUCUAUGAUUUCUUAAAUGAAGGCAUUUUUGGUUCUGAACAGCAUUCCUUUCAGUUCUGACGCGGGUGUCCGCGAAUCUCCGUUCACAUCGAGAGUUCUGCAUCGCGCCGUGAAGCGGUUACAAAAAACAAUGGUACACGUUACAGAUCGGUGUGUAGUCACUGUGCAUUUACUUCAACUUGUAGGCCUUACCGUGACAUGCAUCUGCUUUUAUUAAUUUUGCGUGUCGAAAAGCUAACGAUCCCAGCAAAGUACUGAAGGCCUGAAUGUUGACGGGCACAGCCAAUGCAACGGUACACGGCUGAACAUGACAGCCUUUUUCUCACGCUUUCUCUUUGCAUUGAAUGUAGUUUGAUAUAUGUAUAGUGGAUUAUUAAUGUACUGUGUGUGCUCAUUUGACAUAAAGUGCAAUUUAUACUUUAGUUAAUGUGUGUAACAUCAAAUGCAGCUUAAAUAUCACAUUAAAGUGAUUCUGUAGCUCCAUUUGUUCGGUCAUGCUACCCUUUAUACCACUAAAAAAAAAAUGAAAUGUUUAUUCACCAGAAGGCAAGGAAACAUAAGUAAAUCUCAAUUUACAUCUUUUUUUUUGCUUAAAAUUGCCCUUCCACUUAUCGUUUUAUAGAGUUACUUCCACUGUGUCAUAUUUACUAAGUUUUUUAAUUGUCUAUUUUUAUUUUAUGCUUUGAUUUACAGUCUUUGUUACAGUAUUUGUCCUCACAAGGUGCUGUAUUCUUAGCAUGUGCAGCUAAUUUUUUUUAAUAGACCUUUUUUUUUUUUAAUUUGAUUUUUGUUUGAUUUUUGUGUUCAUUUGUUGAAGUUAAAUAUUUCAUUUAUUCUGCUCUUAGCAGAAGUGCCAAACAGUUUAUUUCCAUAUCAGUGUUAACAGGCCUGUCGAGGAGCUCCAGAAUGAGUCAGUAUUGAGUUUCAAGCAUCUGCAAGCUUGCAUUGUUGCAGAAAGUCAGGUUUUGUGAAGGCUGUGUGAGCCCUCACUCAGGCAUCACAGCGUCUCAGUAGAGCUGUGAUGCCUGAGUAGGAGCAGGAGAAUGGAGUCACAUCCACAGUGCUCCUCCUUAAUAUUGUGAAAGACACUGGUUUCUCAUGAGAACGUGGAUAUACUCCGAUGCACAGCAGCCUUACUGAAGUAAUUCUAUUGCCACAUCAUCUCUAAAGCAAAAUGCAGACUGUAGCAAAAAAAAAAGAAAUUAAGCAAAAUCAACUUUGUGACUCAUUGGAGUUUAUGGUUAGAUUUGUAUUUUUAAUUUUUUGGUUGUGGUAUAUGUUCAGUUUCUGUUCUGCAUUUGGUAUUUCUUGUGUUUUUGCCCACUUGGUUGACAUUUCUUUGAAGAGCCUUGUGUUCACAGACUAUAUUUCAAGUUGACAUUACAUAUGACUGUACUGUUGGAGCCAAAUAAACACAGUCUUUCAAAUACA